Messenger RNA from Monascus purpureus, 267 nucleotides. The record is from the annotation of a GenBank genome assembly. NCBI's taxonomy places the organism in Eukaryota, Fungi, Ascomycota, Eurotiomycetes, Eurotiales, Aspergillaceae.
AUGAAGCCCGUUGUGUCGGCGUUUAACGCUUGGAGCUGCGUUGUCAUCUCCUUCUUCGCCAUGAUCAUUCUCUCAAUUCUUGGAUCGCUAUUCAAGAGCAACAAUCACGCAUAUACCGGAUCGACAGAAGACCCCGAGAAUGGCCCCGCGGUUGCCGCCUCGAUUUUCACAGCAGUGAUUGUCUACGCUGCCUUUUUCGUCUUUUGUGCCUUCCAGGCUUAUCUACACAUGAGAGGCAGCAGGGGAGGAGCCAUAUCACUCAGCUAA